Tigriopus californicus is the source of this 773-nucleotide messenger RNA. Its product is annotated as protein rtoA-like. The coding region runs from base 1 to 723 and encodes 240 amino acids. NCBI's taxonomy places the organism in Eukaryota, Metazoa, Arthropoda, Copepoda, Harpacticoida, Harpacticidae. The transcript has 2 exons. The record is from RefSeq and is a predicted model, not a curated record.
AUGGCGAGGUCUCAAGUUAGUUUUGCCCUGCUCAGUUGUCACGUAUUGGAGGCCAGGAAUCUUCCGAAUUCCUUGGCUGAUCAGUUCAUCCGUCGACUGCAGAAGCGAGCCGCAGAUGCUGAGGCAGAUCCAGAGCCAGUGGCCCAAGAGCAAGACAGCUAUGGCAUUCCCAACGGUUCUCCUGUGGGGAGUUUCGGCUCAUCCAAUGGGGUUUCAGCCUCGGGCUCGGGUUUGUCGAGUAGCAAUACUUACAACUCGGGGUCCACCUCAUUCAGUGCACCCAUUUCCGCAGUGGGAGCACAGUACUCGGCAGGUUCGAGUUCUGUGAGUGCCCCAGUGGUUAGUGCUGGCAACUCGUAUUCCGGCCCUUCCAAUACUGGAUCGGUCUCCUCGUCCAACUCCUACAAUGGACCAUCUUCAUCGUCGUCUUCAUCCAGUUUCAAUGGGGCUUCAGGUGCAUCCUCUGGGAACAGCUAUUCCGGUCCCUCUCAGGCCUCGGCCUCAUCACCAUCCUCGUCUAGUUACUCUGGUCCUCUUUUGACCUCGGUUCCCGCCAGUGUCAUCACCAAUACCGCGUCCCAAGCCUCAUAUGGAUCUUCCCAAGACAACUGCCAAGUGACUCGAUCUCUGACCAACACGGGCAAUUGCCAACAAGGCGGCCAGGUAGUAGUAGAACCCUGCUUCCAUGUGCUGGAGGAAGUGGAGCCCUUUGUGUCUAAUUGAUUUACCUUGUUCCUCAAAUGUUCUCUUUCUAGGAAUGUCAAAGUCAAUGC